Molecule: messenger RNA, 3003 nt
Organism: Bubalus bubalis (water buffalo)
Lineage: Eukaryota; Metazoa; Chordata; Mammalia; Artiodactyla; Bovidae
Gene: CFAP95
Product: cilia and flagella associated protein 95
Exons: 7
Coding region: 1283-1693 (136 amino acids)
Cellular component (GO): plasma membrane
Source: RefSeq, a predicted model, not a curated record
UUAAGGGUGUGGUCGUUAACCGGGCUAGAGUAGGGUGUUUGGUCGCCGACUUCCUCUAGGCAGCGAGUUUCAAAGCGUCCGAGGUUAUGCUGAAGAUUCAUUUGCAAAGUUACCUCAGGUCGCUGUUUCCACACAUUUUAUUUUAAUUUCUAGUCCACUCGGGGCCGUGGAGUGAGGGGUCCUAAGGUCACUUCCAGAGCCGGAGUCUGGCCUGAGCACCCUGCCCACCCUGCCCAGACCACCAGUCUUCAGCCUCCUCAGGCGUUGAGGAAAGGAGCCGAUCCCCAAAUGCUCAUGGAGAAGAGUUCAACUGAAAGUGAAGGUUCUCUUAAACAGUUAGUCCCUUGACGUUCUGAGAGUUCGUUCCCUUUAUCGGAAUAAGUUGGAGGGAUGAGGCCGUUCAGAGACGCUCUUGGUGAAAUGAGUCCCAGUGGGACUAUAUUGGUGACCUUUUGUAACUCCGUGCCAAUUUCGGCCACUGAGCAGCCGUUUUCAAAAAGUUAAUUUAAAAAAGUUAAUAAAUGGAUUAAAGGAAGAAGGAGAAAAGUAAAGUUAUUUGCUAUUUCCAUAUAGGGAGUUGAAGUACAGAGCUAUUGUUUUAGAUUUUUUACUUUGUACUUCGUGUUGCACAUUCUUUGAUGUCCUUUGAACACUGCAUUUUAAUUUUGGAGUUUAAAAACAAAGUCCCUGGCAAAGUUUGCUCUUAAUAGCUAUUUGCCUUCCUACAAACAAUUUGUAUAAGAAAAACUCUUGCAGGUAGGGGGACCCUCUUCUAGGGCCUGCGAGUUGGCUCUUGUCUAACAUGCAGAAAUGUCAGAGGACACACACAUGAUGAGGAAGCAAGAGACUUCCUUGGGAAGGGGCACCCUGGGUGGAGAACAGCAGUGUAAGGGAAUCCAGGAGGGUUGCUUUGCCAUAGUCUGGGAUUUUUGGUAAUAGGAUUAGUUUCAGGGUUGUCUCUGGCCAACCAUUGUCACUCGAGGUCCUUCCUCGUGACGCCCGCAUCACUCAAGCAAGAAGGAUUCCAGCAUGGAGGAUUCUGAGAUGUUGGCCCAUGAUGUAAUCUUCAGAAAAGAACAAGAGAAAAUAUCUGGAGAGAAAAAGAGCCAAUCCAGGCCUUGCAUAUGGAAAUGGCUAGGGAGAUGGGCACCGUGACAGAGAAACUUAUCCCAAAGAUUAUGAUAUAGAGGGUCCUGAAGAAGUGAAAAAACUAUGUAAUUCAACAUAUCGUCGACUUGGAACCAGUGAACCCCCAGUUUGGAUAUCAGAAACACGUGAAAAAAUGGCACAAGUUUGUUUAAACACAAAACUGGCCAAAAUAAAGAGCAAGGCUUUAUUGAAUGAGGAAACUAUGAACUCUGGAAUUAUUGAAAGGGACACUGGAUUGCCUGCCACAGGUUUUGGAGCUCUCUUUACUAGACACUCACCAGAUUGGAGCAAAAUGUGUACAUUGACAACAUAUGCUGAAGAAUAUGCUCCACCAUAUGAAUAUCAGCCACUUGGUGAUCCUUGUCAAGAUGAUGAUUAUUCAAUUGUCCACAGAAAAUGCCGUUCUCAGUUCACAGAUCUAGAUGGUUCCAAAAGAGUUGGCAUCAACACUUGGCAUGACGAGAGUGGGAUUUAUGCCAAUUCAUAUGUAAAACGAAAACUCUACUCAUUAACAGGUGGCCCUAUUACUCCCUUUUUAAAAUAAUGUAUGGGGUCAGAUUCUAUAACUAAUGAAAGGUAGUGAAUGUAACAGUUGAUGAUUUUCUAUCCUAAUAAAUACAAUGGAAACUUUACAAUACAUUCCUUUAACACAAAAUCUUAAAUUCUACACCAGUGUGUAUAUCAUUUUUUUCAUAAGCUACUCUGGUAUUUCCAAAGUUUAGCAUUGAAGGUAUGUAACAAAUUCUAGAUAGUACUUGGAGGAAUUUUAUUUAACUGUACUUUAUUUUAUUGACUGGAUUUAUUUUAUUGAAUACAUUUUAUUAGGAAAAAUACAUAAAGCUAACACAGUCAAGCUCGUGAUUGCUUAGGGUGUGUCUGAUUUUAAAAAAUGAGGUAACUUCCACUUUAAAGUGAAUAAAAACUUAGGUGGCACUCAAAUUCCACACGAAACUCAAAUUGCUGAAAUUUGAGCAACACUGACCCUAGGAUGGUGCUGAAUGUGUGUGUACGUGUUUUGAGGGGGAGUGUGUCUGUUUACAGACUUUAACAUAUCUGUGGUGGCUAGCUACAUUAUGGAUUAUCAUUUCAGCAUGGUAUUUUUCCUUAUUUAAUAUUUAAGGAAUUUUUUCCCUUAUUUAAUAUUUAAGGAAUAGUUUCCUUAUUUAAUAUAACACCUCUUGAUUGUAUCGCCUAACAGUAAUGCAGACAGAAUCUUAGUGAAAUUUUAAGGGUUUAAUGGAAAAUCCAAUCAUCUAGUGUUUGAUUUAGAAGAAAUCUUAGCAGUUGUUUUGACUUACACGUCCAUUUUACAGAUGAGCAGAGACAAAGUUUCAAGUAGCUUUCCCAGGGUUACAUAAAUAGCAGAUUCUAGUUGAACUUUGAGGUGCAUUUGAACUUUCAUUUUUUCUGAGGAAGGGUUUAUUUAUUUGGUCAGCCUAAGCUAAAUUUACUCUCAUUAUUUUUCUUUAAAAAAAAGUAAUUCAUGAAAUAGUAUUUCAUGAUAAAUGUUAAUGUGAUUAGAAAAAUACAGGUGAGAACACAAGUCUUGUGAAUAGGGAAAUGAAAAUAAAGGAAAUGUGGAAAUGGCAAGGAAGCGUUCACCAGCAGAGUUUUACUAUAUUUUCUUGCUGCUUAGUACCUAUUCUAGUGGAUUACCUUUCCUUCCAUAAACUAUAAAUUCAAGUUUAAUCACUCUGAACAUUCAUUAACAUCUAGGAUGGACAGCUGUCUGAAGUAUGCAAAUCUGUAUGUCAAGCUACUUAUAAUUUGUUUUUCUUUUUGUAAGGGAAAAGUCUCAAUGGCCAUUACUGACCUUUGAACUUGCUGUUUACUUAGAAUAAAAAAUUCACCUUC